Lagenorhynchus albirostris (white-beaked dolphin) is the source of this 1416-nucleotide messenger RNA. It is a transcript of the gene HS6ST3, whose product is annotated as heparan sulfate 6-O-sulfotransferase 3. NCBI's taxonomy places the organism in Eukaryota, Metazoa, Chordata, Mammalia, Artiodactyla, Delphinidae. The record is from RefSeq and is a predicted model, not a curated record. Gene Ontology annotation, molecular function: heparan sulfate 6-sulfotransferase activity. Gene Ontology annotation, cellular component: membrane. The transcript is spliced from 2 exons. The coding region runs from base 1 to 1416 and encodes 471 amino acids.
AUGGAUGAAAGGUUCAACAAGUGGCUGCUGACGCCGGUGCUCACUCUUCUCUUCGUGGUCAUCAUGUACCAGUACGUGUCCCCCUCCUGCACCAGCUCCUGCGCCAACUUCGGGGAGCAGCCCCGCGCCGGGGAGGCCGGCCAGUCUGCCGCCCCCGGUCCCGCCCGCCCGGCACAGGCGCCGCUCGAGGACUGGGAGCGACGGCCCCAGCUGCCCCCGCCACCCCGGGGGCCGCCCGAGGGACCUCGGGGGGCCGCGGCGCCGGAGGACGAGGACGAGGAGCCGGAGGACCCGGAGGAGGACGAGGCAGAGGAGGAGGAAGAAGAGCCGGACCCCGAGGCCCCGGAGAACGGGUCGCUGCCCCGGUUCGUGCCGCGCUUCAACUUCACCCUGAAGGACCUGACCCGCUUCGUGGAUUUCAACAUCAAGGGGCGCGACGUGAUCGUGUUCCUGCACAUCCAGAAGACCGGGGGCACCACGUUCGGGCGGCACCUGGUGAAGAACAUCCGGCUGGAGCAGCCGUGCAGCUGCAAAGCCGGCCAGAAGAAGUGCACCUGCCACCGGCCCGGCAAGAAGGAGACGUGGCUCUUCUCCCGCUUCUCCACCGGCUGGAGCUGCGGGCUGCACGCCGACUGGACGGAGCUCACCAACUGUGUGCCGGCCAUCAUGGAGAAGAAAGACUGUCCCCGCAACCACAGCCAUACCAGGAAUUUCUAUUACAUCACCAUGUUGCGGGAUCCGGUGUCCCGGUACCUGAGCGAGUGGAAACACGUCCAGAGAGGGGCCACGUGGAAAACCUCCCUCCACGUGUGCGAUGGGAGGAGCCCCACCCCCGAUGAGCUGCCUACCUGCUACCCCGGGGACGACUGGUCUGGGGUCAGCCUACGGGAAUUCAUGGAUUGCACCUACAACCUGGCUAACAACCGCCAGGUGCGCAUGCUGGCCGACCUCAGCCUGGUGGGCUGCUACAACUUGACUUUCAUGAACGAGAGCGAGAGGAACGCCAUCCUGCUGCAGAGCGCCAAGAGCAACCUGAAGAACAUGGCUUUCUUCGGGCUCACGGAGUUCCAGCGGAAGACGCAAUUUCUCUUUGAGAGGACAUUCAACCUCAAGUUCAUCUCCCCCUUCACGCAGUUCAACGUCACGCGGGCUUCCAACGUGGAGAUCAACGAGGGCGCCCGCCAGCGCAUCGAGGAGCUCAACUUCUUGGACGUGCAGCUGUACGCGUACGCGAAGGAUCUCUUCCAGCAGCGCUACCACCGUACCAAGCAGCUGGAGCGCCAGAGGGACCGGCAAAAGAGGCGCGGGGAGCGGAGGCUGCAGCGGGGGCACAGGGGCCGCCGGUGGCCCAGACAGGACGGGAACCCAGAGGGGGCAGUCACGGAGGACUACAACAGCCAGGUGGUGAGAUGGUGA